Molecule: messenger RNA, 1038 nt
Organism: Adineta ricciae
Lineage: Eukaryota; Metazoa; Rotifera; Eurotatoria; Adinetida; Adinetidae
Source: the annotation of a GenBank genome assembly
AUGGAUCUUGAUCCGAUGAUUAACAUUUCACAAGACGAAAAUACUUAUUCUGACUAUGAUGAUCGACCGAUUCGACCAAUGGAUCAAGAUGCAUUAAAUGAAGCACUAGCACGAUUACCUAUCCUUGUCGACGAAGAUGAACUAUCAAACCAUUCCGAGUCAAGCUCAAGUGUUAAAGCUCGUCGACAACCAGUUCUGGCUUAUUCGACAAGACGUAAAGACUUUACUGGAGUAAAUGUCAGCAGUUCAGUGCUAAAUACCACUCAGACACCGAUGAAUAAUAAACGAAAGUUAACUGGAAAUACACCAACAAAUAAAUAUAUCAAACAAUUAGAUUCUCGGCAUGACUUAAUCCAAUUAAAAGAAGAAAACAAGAUUCUAGAAGAGGGUAAAGCAAAUUUACAACUAGAAUGUGUUUUGUUAAAAAAAUUACACGAAAAUGAAAUAGAAUUGUUAAACCGAGAACAUCAACAAGCAAUAGAAGCACUCGCUCAAGAACAUAAUCUACAACGCGAACAAUUUCUUGCAUCUCUUGCUGAGAAAGAACAAUUACUUGCUCAAACCAAUCUUGAACUUGACAAUCUUCGAAAUGAUCACACUAUGCUGUUAUUAGAGAAAGAAACACUUGACAAUAUUGUUGCUGAAUAUGCGUUGAUCAAGCAAGAAAUGAACAAUAAGCUACUCGAGAGUGAAACAACAAUCAAGAAUCUGCGACAAGAAAUUGAAAAUUUGUCAAAACCAUCGCAACCGAUGAAACAAAUAAGUAUAAGCAACGAUCGAAUGGUACCAAAAGAGUCAUCAACAGCUAAUCGACCACGGGUGGUGAAAAACGAACAAAACCGUCCGAAACCAAUUACUAAAGUUCCAGCUGGCCGAGGGUUAAUUACCGCAUUGUCUACUACAGCUUCUAACUUAAACAAACCGGCAUUUUCAACGGCUACAAAAUUGAAUGGUAACAUUGACGAUAAGAAGAAAGUGGUUAAACAGUCGAAUCCAUCAUCUGCACGUUUGAAACCGAAAAUAGUCCCGAUCAAAUGA